GCAGUUGUUAAUGCAGACACUAGAGAGCAGAAGCGCUCCUCGGCGCUCUGCUCUUACUCAUAAACUUACUGCAGAAGAAUAACAGCGUACCGCUGUUGAAACAAAAUGGCGGACGUGGAAAUGGAUUUACGGAGCAAGAGGCUGAAUAACGGGUCAGAGGAUUUGGAGAGUCCAGAGAAGAGCGGGAAUGAGGAUGAAAAUGGUGAAAUGUCUGGAGAGGAUGAAGAGGAGGGUGAGGAGGAAGCAGAGGUGAAUGGAGAAAAGCAAGAGAGCUGUUCUAAACAUCACAGCAGCAGCGGCAGCAAACACAAGAAAAAGAAACACAAGCACCGUAGCAAGCACAAAAAACACAAACAUGCAUCUGAGGAAGAUAAGGACCGCAAACGGAAACAUAGACACAAACAUAAGAAGCACAGACGCAAAGAGGAGCCGUCCUCUUUGCCGUCUGGGGCCAUCAACAGAAGGGCUGAGGAUGGCUCCCCUUCUCUGGGCAAUGCAGCCCUGGAUGACAAGGCCCUUCUUGAAGAUCUGGAGAAACAAAGAGCACUGAUUAAAGCUGAGCUGGACAGCCAGCUGAUGGAGGGGAAAGUUCAGUCAGGAAUGGGCCUAAUUCUACAGGGUUACAAUUCUGGCUCUGAAGAGGAUGGAGAGGGACAGAGGGCACGUAACGGGGAACAACGGCAAAGAGGUCACGGGGCCAGAACCCGCUCGCCCAAAGACCAGAUUAGCAGGGGGGGUAGAUCCCGACGGGACUCAACAGACACCAGCAAACCAAUCGCUAAACGACGCAGUCGCAGCCGUUCCCGAGAGAGAGCCGGGAGAGACGCUAAGCUUGAACGAACGACCAAAAGUGCAAAAGAGACAGUUAAGGAGCAUAGCAAGUCAAAAGAGAAAAAACGCUCCCGGAGCAGGGACAAAUCCAAGGAGCGCGGGAGGAGGUCCCAGUCCCCAUCUACGAGAAGAUGCUCUGCAGAGAGAAAACCAGACCAGAAGGGACAUUCUGAUCGCCGUUCUUCUCCUCGUACUGAAGAGAAGCGGGAACAAGCCAGGCAGAGAUCAGGCUCACAAGGGCGCAAGAGCCGGUCGCAAGAUCGACGAUCUCAUUCGAAAGAUGCCCGGUUGGGUCGAUCAGAAACUGACAGAGAAAAGAGGCCAGGAAAGUCUCCAUCCAAAGACACGUCUUCUGGGAAAGAGAAUCGGUCGCCUCAUCAACGACGAGCUCUUAGCCCUCAACGCCGACGCAGUUCCUCUCCUCGCCACAGGGACCGCCAGUCCAACCAGCCCCCCUCGGGUUCUGCGGACCGGAGCUCUAAACUGAGCCACUCGCCGUCUAGGAACAGAUCACCAGCCAGGAGAGCACGAAGCCGCUCGAAUGAGCGCCGGAGAGAUUCCCCUUCCAGGAAGCGUCCUCGUGUGGAUGGAAUUGGGAGAUCGCGGGAAACGAGUCCAGCUCGGCGCAGAAUGAGCCGCUCACCACUCAGACGUAGGUCUGUAUCACCACGGAGACAAUCUCGCUCCUCCCCCAGAAGGCGAAGUCGAUCACCCCUGAGACGCAGAUCUGCUGAUAGGGAUCGGUUUGGCCGUUCCAGACUGCGACGAUCAACUUCCAGAGAUCGCGAGAGGAGGAGGAGGAGGCGAAGCCGAGAUGAAGACAAGUUUAAAGGCAGUCUGUCAGAGGGUAUGAAAGCAGACCAAGACUCCUCCUCUGAAGAAGUGAUGGAAGAUUUUGAUGCAGAAGAGGAGGAUGAAGAGGCUCUGAUUGAGCAGCGACGACAACAGCGGCUUGCAAUCGUACAGAAAUAUAAAGCAGUAAAUGAGGACAGUAAUAUGGGCUCCAUGGCAUCAGAGCCUAGCAGUCCUCAGAGUAGCACCCGCAGUCGUUCACCCUCCCCUGAUGACAUCCUGGAACGGGUAGCGGCCGACGUGAAGGAAUACGAGCGAGAGAAUGUAAACACUUUUGAGGCCAACAUCAAGGCCAAGCACAACCUCAUCGCUCAGGAGAAAGAAGGAGCCAACCCAAAGAAGCCCUCAGCACCUGACAUGUUCACUGAGUCAGAUGACAUGUUUGCUGCAGAUUUUGACAGUGCCAGACUCAGGGCUGCAGGCAUUGGUAAAGACUUUAAGGAGAACCCCAACCUCAGGGACAACUGGACUGAUGCAGAAGGAUACUACCGUGUGAACAUCGGUGAGAUACUGGAAAAGCGGUAUGAUGUGUAUGGGUACACUGGACAGGGUGUGUUCAGUAAUGUGGUCAGAGCUAGAGACACUGCCCGGGCUGGCCAGGAGGUGGCAGUCAAGAUCAUCCGAAACAAUGAACUCAUGCAGAAAACGGGACUGAAGGAGCUUGAGUUUCUGAAGAAGCUGAAUGAUGCAGAUCCUGACGAUAAAUUUCAUUGUUUGCGUCUCUUCAGACACUUUUACCACAAACAGCAUCUCUGUUUGGUGUUUGAACCUCUCAGUAUGAAUCUGCGGGAAGUGCUGAAGAAGUAUGGUAAAGACGUAGGGCUACAUAUCAAGGCAGUGCGGUCCUACAGUCAGCAGCUCUUUCUGGCCCUCAAACUACUGAAACGCUGCAACAUCCUUCACGCUGACAUCAAACCAGACAACAUAUUGGUAAAUGAGUCAAAGACCAUUCUUAAACUCUGUGAUUUCGGCUCUGCGUCUCAUGUCGCCGACAAUGAAAUCACUCCCUACUUAGUCAGCAGAUUCUAUAGGGCACCUGAAAUUGUCAUUGGUAAACCAUAUGAUUAUGGCAUUGAUAUGUGGUCAGUCGGCUGUACCCUGUAUGAGCUGUACACAGGUAAGAUCCUGUUCCCUGGCUCCUCCAACAACCACAUGCUGAAACUGGCCAUGGAUGUGAAGGGCAAGAUGCCUAACAAGAUGAUCCGGAAAGGCUUGUUUAAAGACCAACAUUUUGACCAGAACUUGAACUUCCUGUACAUAGAGGUAGACAAAGUGACUGAAAGGGAGAAGGUAACUGUGAUGAGCACUAUUAACCCCACUAAAGACCUGCUUGCGGACAUGAUCGGAGGUCAGAGGUUACCUGAGGAUCAAAGGAAAAAGGUCAUGCAGCUGAAGGAUCUGUUGGAUGGGACUCUGAUGCUGGACCCUGCUAAACGCAUCAGCAUCAACCAGGCCCUGCAGCACCCUUUCAUUCAGGAGAAGAUAUGACACUUUCACCUCUGACCUUUGACCGUCCAUUGUUCCAGGACUGAGCCAAUAGACUCCCAAAUGAGAAUGUUCGGAAUCAUCACAAGACUUUAAAUUUUCUAUUUUUAUUCAUGUUUUUCUAGUGAUUUUUCUUUUGCCCAGUCAUUUGAUUCAAAUCUCUCAGAAUGAUCUUGUUUUUAUUGUACAUAUGCACACAUUGUCAUUCAAUGAGAGAGAGAGAGAGGGAGAGAGAGAGGCAUGUUUAUUGGGUAUCGGGCUUUGUCUUAUUUAACUUCAGAAGUGACCGAACUGUGCAGAGCACAAAGGUUAAAAGGUUAGUUGAGUUCAGAUAUUGAAAUGGCUUGGCCAGCACAUCAGAGGGGUCUUUAAAGACCAAUUAUUUUUGACAUUAGCAGAUUAUAAUCCAAAUGUGUCACUUUUGUUGACUAAUUAAACCAGUGGCUUCAGUUUUGAUUCCUUUUAUGUAAUCAGAGUGCACUGGUGUCAAACUGCUCAUUUGCUGGUUAGUAACUUCAUACAGUCUCCUUCCUAUUGAAAACAAUACACAAUAGUUCAUCACAUACAGUUGUUUAAAAAUAUUGGUUUUGGUGUAGUACAUUUACCUCAAAGUGGUACUGUAGCUCACACUAGAAAUUUUCUUGUCUCAUUUUAUUGACUUUACGAGCCUGUCCUAAUUAGGAGAUUGAUUUUAUGAAUAAUUUAAUUUACAAGAACUUUUGAAUUAAAUCUUAGUAAGUGGAUAAGUUGUCACUUUUAGACAGUCAGCUAAAUGGCCAAUUUGCCUCUCUUCACUUUUUCCAAAUGUCCAAAGGUCUAGUUUUAAUUCGAAAGAUCUACUUUUUGGCUCAUUCAUUUCUAAUGUUGUCCAUCAGCAAACUGUUAUUACUAGUUAUUUCUGAGGUUUGAAUAUUUGUAUACAACUUCAGCAUACCAGUAAUUGCACCUGUCAAUGUUUGUAUUCAAAGUCCCUAAAGUAAAGGUUCUGAUAGGAAGUGCCUCCCUUUUGUGACCGAAUUGAACCAUAAUAGAAAGCCUCUCACAGAUGGGUCCUGACAAACCGAUGAUCAUUUAUUUCUCAAUGUAAAUACUUAACAGUUUUUGCUAUGUAAAACAUGUUUGGGUUUUUUUUUUUUUUUUUUUUUUUUUUUUUUUUCUAUUUGGGAAAUAAAUUGUUGGGGUUUUUGUUUUGGGUCAUAAUAAACUCGAAAGAUAGGAUUGUGAAGGAAAAUGACACCUUGAGUGUUAUCAUUUUAGUAAUAAAAGGUUUCAUCUUUCUGAUGUUUUAA
Messenger RNA from Megalobrama amblycephala (Wuchang bream), 4457 nucleotides. It is a transcript of the gene prpf4bb, whose product is annotated as pre-mRNA processing factor 4Bb. Gene Ontology annotation, molecular function: protein serine/threonine kinase activity; ATP binding. Gene Ontology annotation, biological process: peptidyl-serine phosphorylation; peptidyl-threonine phosphorylation; mRNA cis splicing, via spliceosome. The coding region runs from base 106 to 3171 and encodes 1021 amino acids. The transcript has 15 exons. The record is from RefSeq and is a predicted model, not a curated record. NCBI's taxonomy places the organism in Eukaryota, Metazoa, Chordata, Actinopteri, Cypriniformes, Xenocyprididae.